Molecule: messenger RNA, 2595 nt
Organism: Daucus carota subsp. sativus
Lineage: Eukaryota; Viridiplantae; Streptophyta; Magnoliopsida; Apiales; Apiaceae
Product: cation/calcium exchanger 4
Exons: 2
Coding region: 403-2361 (652 amino acids)
Biological process (GO): monoatomic cation transport; transmembrane transport
Cellular component (GO): membrane
Molecular function (GO): monoatomic cation transmembrane transporter activity
Source: RefSeq, a predicted model, not a curated record
GGAAAGGAAACAAAAGUUUAGGUGUUCGUGGCAUGCUGUCUGAGAUCAUACUUGCCUUUCCCUCCCUCUCUCUGAGAUCACAUCUCUCUCUCUCUCUCUCUCUCUCUCUCUCUCCGCGGGUGUCGAAAUCAUCUUCUCCUUUUCUUUCUCUCCUCACCCUCUCCCCCAAAUUUCCACACCAUCCUCCCCAUAUAAUAUAUUUUAAUGUCUCGCGUGUGUAUAUAUACUUACAUGCAUAUACAUAGACCCCCAACUUCACAACUCCAAGAAGCUUCCUCUUUAUUGUCUCCUUUCCUUUCCUUAUCUCAGGCCCCUUUUUGUUAAGAAGACUAAAGAUUCGAACUUUAGAGUUGAUUAGUACUUUUGUGGGUCAAAAGUGUGUUGAAUUCUUGUGGUGUUGUGAUGGGGUUUGUUGAUUUUUUCAAUGGGUUUUAUCACAAGAAACACAUGAAGUUUCGUGGGGCUUUUAAUGGUGUUUGUGCUUCUGUGCUACUUGUCUUCUUGUUUUACCAAAAGGGUAUUUUUAAUAGUCCACUACAAGAUCAGUCUUUGGUUGUUGCCAAGAAUUGGGAUUUUAGAGGGGAUCUGCUGCACAAUGAGACUGUGAUUCGAAGGAAUUUAAAUGAAGUUGGCUUGAAUAUAAGUGAUUUUGAAGAAGAUAUACUGAGUGAUUUGUUUGCUGAAGAGCCUGAUGCUUGUGCUGGAUUGUAUGAUCAUGAAGGCUUCAAUAGCCAGUGUGAGUUCUUGACUGCCUAUCCUGAAUGUACAUCAGGGGGCUUUUUUGAUUACAUCCGGUUUUUCUCUUGUGACUGCGAGAAUGUUAAAAUUUUGGGUUUUGUGGCAUUGGGAGUUUGGUUGAUUGCUUUGUUUUAUCUAUUGGGUAAUACUGCUUCAGACUACUUUUGCUGUUCUCUCGAGAAGCUAUCAGAUCAAUGGAACUUGCCGCCUACUGUUGCUGGGGUGACUCUUCUCCCGUUGGGUAAUGGGGCACCUGACGUGUUUGCUAGCAUUGCUGCUUUUGUUGGAAGUGAUGAAGGAGGCGUUGGACUUAACAGCGUGUUAGGUGGAGCUGUCUUCGUGACUUGUGUUGUUGUUGGGACUAUUUCUCUUAUUGUAGCUGAGCAACGUGUUCAGAUUGACAAGAAAUGUUUUAUAAGAGAUGUAGGUUUCUUUCUAUUUGCUCUUCUUUCCUUGCUUGUCAUUUUAAUUGUUGGGAAGUUGAGUAUUGGUGGUGCAAUUGCGUUUGUUGCCAUCUAUGUUGUUUAUGCGAUCUCCAUCGUUGCAUAUGAGCUUUGGAGAAGAGGUUCACGAAGUUUGAAACUGCAUUCUGUUAGGCAAUUGUUACCUGUUGCAGGGAGUAUGUUUUCUCGGGAAAACGGAGACGAGGAGUCUUUAUAUACUGGACUUUUGGAAUCUAGAAACGAGGUGCCACACCUUCAAACCAAGUUACCUCACUGGAUGUGGGCUUCCAGUGUAGUAAUAUAUGCAAAUGAUUCCAUAGAUGCUAAUUUGCAGGAGACCCCAAAGCUUCUCUGGGGCUGGAACGACGAGGAGACAACAGAGAACUCAUAUCUUUCAUGUUCUAGGAUAUGCUCUUUUCUGGAAUUACCAUUCGUACUCCCCAGACGAUUGACCAUUCCUGUAAUUGAGGACAAUCGCUGGUCAAAGGGGUAUGCUGUGGCCAGUGCUUCACUGGCCCCUAUUCUUCUGGCAUUUAUUUGGAACACCCAAGAUAAUCUUAAUUUCUGGAAUGGUGAAAUUGCAUAUAUAGUUGGAACAGUAGCUGGUUGUGCUCUUGGUUUUCUUGCUUUUAAGUUCACUUCAUCAGAUCAGCCACCUCAGAGUUACCUGUUACCAUGGAUUCUUGGCGGCUUCUUUAUGAGCAUCAUCUGGUUCUACAUUAUUGCCAAUGAGCUAGUUGCUCUGCUGGUGUCUUUAGGUGUUAUAUUUGGAGUUAAUCCAUCUCUCCUCGGGCUAACUGUACUGGCAUGGGGUAACUCGAUGGGUGAUUUAAUGUCUAAUGUUGCACUGGCUAUGAAUGGUGGAGACGGCAUCCAGAUUGCCAUGUCAGGAUGCUUUGCUGGGCCAAUGUUUAACACCCUUGCUGGUUUGGGGAUCUCUAUGCUGCUUGGAGCCUGGUAUAAGAGACCCCAUUUAUAUAUAAUCCCUCGAGACACUAGCUUGUAUUAUACUUUGGGUUUUCUUAUGCUAGGGCUCGUAUGGUCACUCAUUGUCCUACCAAAAUCUGACAUGCGCCCUACCAAGGUUUUGGGCAUUGGCCUUAUGACUAUCUAUCUGAUAUUUCUUUCUUUAAGGGUUACCAUGGCCAUGAGUGAUGGGUCAUUAAUAGGAUCAGAUUGAGAUUAGAUUGGUUAUUGUACAAAAGAAACUUGUAGAAUAUGUAGAUAACUGUACUUCCUCUUUUUUUUUCUUUUUUUUCUUUUUUUUUUUUACAAAUAGCUAAUCUUGCAGCUUAUGCACCUUACAUUCCAGGCAUGUGGAUGUCAAAGCUUAAGAUGUAUUAACAUAAUCAAAUAGCACUACUUCCAUAGCAAGUUCAUGUAUGUGAUAAGUUCUGUGUUCGGAUUUCCGAAA